ACCAUGAGCCAGUCAGGGUCCGUGGGCUGCUGCCUGGGUGCCACCAAUGGUAGCCUGGGACGGUCCGAUGGGGUGGCCAAGAUGAGCGCCAAGGACCUGUUUGAGCAGAGGAAGAAGUACUCCAACUCCAACGUCAUCAUGCAUGAGACCUCGCAGUACCACGUCCAGCACCUGGCCACAUUCAUCAUGGACAAGAGCGAGGCCAUUGCCUCUGUGGAGGACGCCAUCCGGAAGCUGGUGCAGCUGAGCUCCAAGGAGAAGAUCUGGACACAGGAGAUGCUGCUUCAGGUCAAUGACCAGUCACUGCGGCUGCUGGACAUUGAGUCCCAGGAGGAACUGGAGAACUUCCCGCUUCCCACAGUGCAACACUGCCAGACAGUGCUCAACCAGCUGCGCUACCCGUCAGUGCUGCUUCUCGUGUGUCAGGACUCAGAGCAGAACAAGCCUGACGUGCACUUCUUCCACUGCGACGAAGUGGAGGCCGAACUGGUGCACGAGGACAUUGAGAGCGCGCUGGCCGACUGCCGCCACGGAAAGAAGAUGCGCCCGCAGACCCUCAAGGGCCACCAGGAGAAGAUCCGCCAGCGGCAGUCCAUCUUGCCCCCACCCCAGGGCCCGGCGCCCAUCCCCUUCUUCCGCCAGGGCGGAGGCUCACCACAGGCUACCAAGAACCGCGUGGGCCCGCCAGUGCCGCCCAGCGAGGCAGGCUUCCGCCGUCGGGAAUCGCUGGACGAGGAGCCUCGGGCCGUGCUGGCGCACAAGAUCGAGAAGGAGACGCAAAUCCUCAAUUGCGCCCUGGAUGACAUUGAAUGGUUCGUGGCGCGGCUGCAGAAAGCGGCCGAGGCUUUCAAGCAACUGAACCAGAGGAAGAAGGGCAAGAAGAAGGGCAAGAAGGGGCCUGCAGAGGGUGUCCUGACGCUGCGGGCCCGGCCCCCCUCCGAGGCCGAGUUCAUCGACUGUUUCCAGAAGAUCAAGCUAGCCAUCAACCUGCUGGCCAAACUGCAGAAGCACAUUCAGAACCCGAGCGCCGCGGAGCUCCUGCACUUCCUCUUCGGACCCCUGGAACUGAUCGUCAACACUUGUGGAGGCCCGGAAAUCGCGCGUUCAGUCUCCAGCCCACUGCUUUCCCGCGACGCAGUGGGCUUCCUGCGAGGCCACCUGAUCCCCAAGGAGAUGGCCUUGUGGGAGACACUGGGCGAAGCCUGGACACGCCCUCGCGCUGAGUGGCCAAGAGAGCCACAAAUGCCCAUGUACGUGCCCAAGUUCCACAACGGUUGGGAGCCGCCCCUGGAUGUACUGCAGGAGGCGCCCUGGGAGGUGGAGGAGCUGGCAGCUGCACCUGAAGACGAGCCCAGUCCAGUGAGCAGAAUGUCCUUUCGAAACUCACAAAAGCACAGCCUGGCAUCUGAACCCACAGCCCCAGGGGACAUCAGCAGCCUCCAUGCUCACAGGGGCUACGACCCAACGCCCAACAUGGGCAAGUACGUCAAGAUCCUAUAUGACUUCACGGCCCGGAAUGCCAACGAGCUGUCUGUCCUCAAGGAUGAGGUCCUGGAGGUGCUGGAGGACGGCCGCCAGUGGUGGAAGCUGAGAAACCGCAGCGGGCAGGCAGGCUACGUGCCCUGCAACAUCCUGAAUGAGAUUGGACCAGAAGAGGCCAGUGCCCCCCUUGAGCAGACUGGUCCGAAGUACUGGAGUCCUGUCAGCCCCACCCACAAGGUACCCCCAAGCUUUGGUGGGAACAAAGAAGAGCUGCUUCAGCACAUGGACGAGGUGAACGACGAGCUCAUCAAGAAAAUCAGCCACAUCAAGGCACAGCCACAGCGCCACUUCCGCGUGGAGCGCAGCCACCCAGUGCACCUGCCGCUCACCUUCGAGUCAGGCCCGGAUCAGGUCCGCGCGUGGCUGGAAGCCAAGGCCUUCAGCCCGCGCAUCGUGGACCACCUAGGCAUCCUGACUGGAGCCCAGCUCUUCUCGCUCAACAAAGAGGAGCUCAAGAAGGUGUGCGGGGAGGAGGGCAUCCGCGUGUACAGCCAGCUGACCGUGCAGAAGGCCUUCCUGGAGAAGCAGCAGAGCGGGUCAGAGCUGGAAGAACUCAUGAGCAGGUUCCAGAGGAGGGUGGACAGCUAG
Elephantulus edwardii (Cape elephant shrew) is the source of this 2130-nucleotide messenger RNA. RefSeq names its product EPS8-like 2 (gene EPS8L2). The record is from RefSeq and is a predicted model, not a curated record. The transcript has 20 exons. Gene Ontology annotation, biological process: Rho protein signal transduction; positive regulation of ruffle assembly; regulation of Rho protein signal transduction. Gene Ontology annotation, cellular component: plasma membrane; ruffle membrane; vesicle. Lineage: Eukaryota; Metazoa; Chordata; Mammalia; Macroscelidea; Macroscelididae. Gene Ontology annotation, molecular function: actin binding. The coding region runs from base 4 to 2130 and encodes 708 amino acids.